Molecule: messenger RNA, 591 nt
Organism: Lolium rigidum
Lineage: Eukaryota; Viridiplantae; Streptophyta; Magnoliopsida; Poales; Poaceae
Exons: 1
Coding region: 52-585 (177 amino acids)
Source: RefSeq, a predicted model, not a curated record
CCUAGCUCGCCGCCUCCCUCCCCAUCCCAAGCGGAGCUGCAGGGCGGCGCCAUGAAGCGAACAAGGGCGCAGAACCCCAAGCUCCAGGACCCGCAGGACCCCUCCUCCGCCGCCGCGGCCACCCCCACCGCCAACACCAAGCCGCAGCGCAAGGCCAAGCAGCCCAGGCAGCCCAAGGCGACUGCCACGGGCGGCAAGAAGGCCUCCGCCGCGGCGGCGGCCCGCGAGGCUGCUGCUGUGGCGACCGCUGCUGCAGCCACCUCCGCCACGCAGCCCUUAGAGGAGAUGACGCCGGUCGUCCCCGACGUCUGCGGCGGCGGGGGAAGCGUUGAGGUGGCGGGCGGCCUGCCGGCGGACUGGGACGAGAUGGACGGCGGGCUCGGCGCCAAUGUCUCGCCCUGGUGGACGUUCGGGGUCGAGGAGGAGAAGCUGCUCGGCUGGUUCCCCUUCGUCGAGGAGGACUUCGGCGGCGGGAGCUACAACGCCGGCCUUGGCGGCGGACGCGAGGCUGAACCGGCCGGAUUCGACGACGACAUCUGGAGGAUCCACCAAAUCUACGAGAUCCCAAGCUACGCUGCCAAGUGAGCCGCA